Molecule: messenger RNA, 1911 nt
Organism: Lodderomyces oxycetoniae
Lineage: Eukaryota; Fungi; Ascomycota; Pichiomycetes; Serinales; Debaryomycetaceae
Gene: EXO70
Product: GTP-Rho binding exocyst subunit
Exons: 1
Coding region: 1-1911 (636 amino acids)
Biological process (GO): exocytosis
Cellular component (GO): exocyst
Molecular function (GO): phosphatidylinositol-4,5-bisphosphate binding
Source: RefSeq, a predicted model, not a curated record
AUGGCAUAUUAUAGGGUUGACGUAGAUGAGGCUGAUGUUGCUGUGCUAAACCAAAACUUGGUGAAGUCGAAAGAAUUAUUUGACAGUAUCAACAAGUCGUUGCAGAAGAUAUCUCAGAAAACACAGACGGCACAUAGUACAAUCAAGCCAGUACUUGCACAAGUGAAUAAGUUAAGUGGGUCGAAAAAGGAGGUUGAAAAGGGGUUGGCGCUACUUUCUGAGAUCGAUGAGAGUGUUUCGCGGAUUAAUGGGUUUGAAAACUUGCUCAAUAAUAGUAUUGAGACAAUUGGACUAUUGAAGUAUAUGUCUACAUUGAGCCAGGCGCGAGAAUUAAUGAAUCAAAUCAAACCCAAUUUUAAACAAUUUAAAGGGAUAGUUGACAAUUUCGAAGCCGUUUUGGCGAGAGCGGAGCUAAAAGUGCAAAACUACAUAGAUUCUGUGUUGAACUCCGACGCCGAUCUCUUGGUUGAAAAGAAGAAUGAUGUCAAGGUUAUAUUUGAGUAUUUCAUCAAACAGGGUAAUGAUCAGCAUAUAACCAGUAUCUAUGUGGAGAAACGUGGAAGGCAAUUGUCUGCCAGGUUGAAGGCAGUAGAAGUGCAAGUGAAACCAACACAAAUCGAUGCUCCUUACGAGAAAUUGCAAAAUGGUAUAAAUAAAUAUACCGAUGCAGUAGAUGAAGCUGCCAAGCAGGAAAUCCUCGUUCUCAAACAGUGUCAAUUGCCAUUAAAGUUGAUUGGACCCAUUCUGGAAUAUGCAUUGAGCGAAUAUAACCAAGUAUUAUUAUCCAUAUUCCUGCAAUUGCAGGUUCAGCUAGAUUCUCGCAAUGAAUCGAAUUUGAUCCUACUUGAAGUGGUUGACAACCUAUUACGAUUAGAGCAUCUUUUGAAGAACCGCUAUAAUGUCAACAAUGCAUCAUUUGAUAAAAACCUCGACAAUUUCAUCAAGCUAGGAUCAUCACUUUUCCCUCAUUUUAUAAGGCAAGUGGAUGCGAAAUUUUCUACCUUGACGCAAUUCACUGAAUCGAGCAUUCAUCAGUUAACAGCGGACUCGAUAAAUAUUGCACGUAAAAUGUGUGAAUUUAAGCAACCAUUGAUUAAACUAAUUUCAACGCAUACUGCCGGUGACUGGAUCAAUCCCGAGCCUAAACUAAACUACAUUGGAACAUUCUCGUCGCUACUUCCCAACUCAGUACAAAACUCGUCACCUGAAUUCAUGCUAUCCUCGUAUUUCACAGAUAUAAUUGAUUGUAUAAUGAUAAACCUCCAAAUAGGAUUAGACAAGGGUGCCAAACAUGCAGCAUCAUCAGGAGACCACCAUCAUCAUCAUUAUCAUUCAAUGAAGAAAUCAGCGCAGGGGUUCUUAUUAGUGAGGAACUUGUACAUGAUUGAAACAAUAAUCAAUAGGUCUCAAGAUAUCUUCAAUAUUUUAGGCACUAAUGGCCAAGAACGAAUUGCUAAAUUGAAGAAUCGAUUUAUCAAAAUAUUCCUUGAAGACUGGAGUUACGCAUCGUAUAUAAUUAUAAAGGGAAUGACUCAAAUUGCCGCACAGUCGGGUCAAGUGACCUCGUCAACAUCAGCAACAACAGCGACUGCAGUUGCAACCUCAGCAAACAACACCAUUUCCUCUAUUUCCACAGCGACAAAUCUUUCUUCAAAAGAAAAAGACCAAGUUAAGGAUCUAUUUAGAAAAUUUAACGAAGCCUUUGAGGAUGCUUUGAGUAACUACCAAACUUUUAAUUUUGGAGAUCAAAAUUUGAAACAUCAAUUGGCUAUCGAGGUGAAGAAGCUUAUUUUGAAUGCCUAUUUCAAAUUGUAUGAUAAGUACGGAAAUGUUGAUUUUGCAAAGACAAAGAGCAAAUAUGUCAAAUGGGACAGGAAGGAGUUUGAAAAAUUGCUAAAUGACAAAUUAUGA